Messenger RNA from Phycodurus eques (leafy seadragon), 1333 nucleotides. It is a transcript of the gene snip1, whose product is annotated as Smad nuclear interacting protein. Lineage: Eukaryota; Metazoa; Chordata; Actinopteri; Syngnathiformes; Syngnathidae. Gene Ontology annotation, cellular component: nucleus. The record is from RefSeq and is a predicted model, not a curated record. Bases 42 to 1118 code for a protein of 358 amino acids. The transcript is spliced from 5 exons. Gene Ontology annotation, biological process: miRNA processing. Gene Ontology annotation, molecular function: mRNA binding; protein binding.
UCCACCGGAAGCGGAAGUAGAAGCCAUAACUUUAUAAGGAAAUGGCCAAAGAGAAACGACACAAGAGACGGGACUCGCCCGAAGUCAAAGUUAAGGUGAAACAAGAGAAGCUGAGCCCCGCCAGGCCGCAAAGAACAACACGCCGCUCGCAGAGUGACAACAGAAGCCCACCACCGAGGAGGAGAGCCAGCAGGUCACCCGUCAGGACAAGGGACCGCUCGGCAGGCAGGAGAGAGACCUCUUCUCCGACCCGGCGAGGCAGCAGAUCCCCUCGAAGGAGAAGUCCUCACCGCAGUGCCGAUGUCAAGUUAAAGCGGGAGCGCGACGAGCACCGUUUAGGUGGAGAUGAGCAGAGAAGAAGAAACGAGCAGCCUGAGGAAAGACGAAGCAGGUGGGAAUCAGACCGGCCUCAGGACCGAGAGCGCAACGGCGACAGACGCCGGGAGCGGGACGCUGCCUCCUCGCAACAAGCUGUGCGGCGGCGGCACGACGACCAGCGCCGGGAAAACCGGGAGAGGCGCGAGGAAAACCAGGAGCUGGACCUUGGCCGUCCUGAGAAUGGCGGUGAAAGCCCCUCGGACCCCCCCGCCGACAAGGAGAAGCCAAACUUCGGCCUGUCGGGGGCGCUCACAGAAGACACCAACACAUUCCGCGGAGUGGUGAUCAAGUACAACGAGCCACCCGAGGCGCGCAUCCCCAAGCGAAGGUGGCGGCUCUACCCAUUCAAGAACGACGAGCAGCUUCCCGUUAUGUACAUUCACAGACAGAGUGCCUAUUUGUUGGGGAGACAGCGGAAAAUUGCGGACAUUCCCAUCGAUCACCCAUCCUGCUCCAAGCAGCACGCCGUAUUCCAGUACAGAGUGGUGGAGUUUACUCGAGCAGACGGCACCACUGGCCGCCGGGUGAGGCCGUACAUCAUCGACCUGGCAUCGGGCAACGGCACAUACCUCAACAACCAGCGCAUCGAGGCGCAGCGUUACUACGAGCUCAAGGAGAAAGACGUGCUCAAGUUCGGCUUCAGCAGCCGCGAGUACGUACUGCUACACGAGUUCUCUGACACCAGUGAGGUGGAUGCCAAGGAGGCGCAAGAAGAGGACGACGAAGGCCUGGAUGAGUAAAAAAGAUAUGUAUUGUGUACAAUUUUAUAAUGUUGUCUUUUGUGUUUCAAGACAGGACCUGGAACAUUUACCUGAUUAAUUAUGCAGUCAAAUGUGACUCUAUUGUGUAUAGAUAUACAUACAAGCCCUUUUUUUUUUUCUUCCUUCUCAUCAGGGGCUCACAGCAGUCAUGUAAAUUUACAUUUUUGUACUGUAAAUAAAGACUGUCAAAUGUU